Molecule: messenger RNA, 1122 nt
Organism: Stegodyphus dumicola
Lineage: Eukaryota; Metazoa; Arthropoda; Arachnida; Araneae; Eresidae
Biological process (GO): snRNA transcription
Cellular component (GO): nuclear body
Molecular function (GO): RNA polymerase II general transcription initiation factor activity
Source: RefSeq, a predicted model, not a curated record
UAAAAAAGAAAGCCUUGCCGAAAAGUUCUUUGCCUACUACUACUUUUACUUUCCCCUGUUCACUUGUGGAGAUCUGCGAAUAACCACAUGGAGAAAAUUUUUUUUUGACGCACUAGAGUUCGGUGAUGUUUUCCUGUGAUUUCUGAUGAUAUUGUGCUUUUUAAUCUCGUGUGUAUAUUAAUUGGUGGUAAAGAUGCCAAGGCCUAAAACAGAAAGGACCAUUGUCAAAGGAGUUAAAAGUUCCAAUAACAGUCGUUGGACACAUAGGGAAUUGUUAGAUUUGGCUAAAGCUUUACAAUGCUAUGGCUUUAGAGAUAUUAAGAAAGUUGCUGAAGCUGUGAAAACAAGAUCUGAAAAUGAAGUAAGGCAUUACAUAAAAAUUAAUAUUACUCAACAAAGAACCAAGAUGUUGAAAGAAAAUAGUCCAGUUUCUAGAGGCAACAGCAGUCUUAAAAAUUGGACUAAUGUUCAGAAGUGGGGGAAAAUGGCUUACUAUCAGAUGCUUCCAUGUGUCAGAAGCCAAAACUAUAGUAAAAUUGUUAUGUUUGAUUUGCUUAACAGAUUUUAUGAAGAUGAAGAAGAAUCUAAAGAUGCUCAAAUAAUUAAUGUAAAAGCUAUGUAUAAGUACCUUAUGGACUGUAUGGCAGGGGAAGUUCCAGCUGUCUUGCCACCUAAAGAGAGCAAGCUUCUUUUGAUCUUAAUGAAGCAACUGAAGGAUGUACCGAAUAAAUUUGAUUUUCAAGAAGAGAUGGAUUUUAUGAGGAAAUAUAGGCAAGCUACAUCAUUCACCCCUUUUAAGGUGAAAGAUGAAUUUAAGAAGCAAGCUGGAUGUUCAUAUGAAGAUCAAGCUAAACUUGACCCAAAUUCCAUUCCAAUUCCUGAAGAUUUAUAUGCCGUUAUCAGCAGGCAUAAAAAGGUUGUGCAAAGCUUCAAUCCAUUGAUGGUUCCUCUCUGGAUGCUGAGCAAAGAACAAGGUUAUUUUAAGAAAAUUUUUAACAUAAGCAAAAGCAACAGAGAUCUAAGUGCAAACAUAUAUUAAUAAGUGUUCUUUAAUAUUGUAACUCCAGUACUUGUACAAAUAUACAUUAGUAAUAUAAAAGUCAUAUUUUCAGAAAUUUUCAA